Salvia hispanica is the source of this 753-nucleotide messenger RNA. RefSeq lists its product as uncharacterized. The record is from RefSeq and is a predicted model, not a curated record. Lineage: Eukaryota; Viridiplantae; Streptophyta; Magnoliopsida; Lamiales; Lamiaceae.
UCGAUUUUUCUUAUCAAUAGAAACAAAAUUUGUUUUAGCUGAAUCAAGUCACAGUUAAGAUUCAGAAAUUUUCAAUUGGGGAAGUUCUGAUUACCAUUGAAUUUCGCGAUUGCAGAUGGGGGAGCUUCAAAUUCAACACCCCUUUUCUCUUCCACCUCCGCCGCUGCCCCCUCUCCCUCCGCCGUCUCCGUCGCGCGAUGACUCCGCUCCGCCUGAGCCCUCAUCUCGGGAAGACAAUUCUCCUCCUCCUCCCGCCCCUCCUUUCGAUCCUAGCAGAAUGAUUGGGAUCAUCAAAAGGAAGGCCAUGAUCAAAGAAUUGGCAGCUGCAUAUCAUGCUGAGUGCCUCACCUACUGCCAGGAACUAUUGGAACUACAGAAAAAUGUCGACGAGCCAUUCACAGACAUAAAACUUCCGGAGGAGCCAAGGAAAGAAGUACAAAGACCUGCCAAACGCGUCAAGAAGUCCCGCUAGGUGUCAAUACGAGUUCAAGGUCUCUUCAUCUCAAUCCCACUUAGCAGUAUCAAGAGGAACCAUAUCAGUUUAAGAUGGCAUUGAAUAAAUUGCUGAUAUUUUCUUAUUCUGGUCGUACUUGGUAGGUGCAUCAUGCUCUCUAGCAAUAACUGUCCUUAGUUCUUGUAGAAGUUCAUGAGCUUUCAUUUGUUUUGGUUUGAGUUGGUAAUUGAUGUGUUAUUACUAGGACUUUUGCAAUCUUAUCCUAUUGAUGGAAUAUAAUCAAGCUAAGUUAGUUCAAA